Messenger RNA from Chiloscyllium plagiosum (whitespotted bambooshark), 1821 nucleotides. NCBI's taxonomy places the organism in Eukaryota, Metazoa, Chordata, Chondrichthyes, Orectolobiformes, Hemiscylliidae. The record is from RefSeq and is a predicted model, not a curated record.
AUGGAGAGGGUUUCUGUUAUUAAAUGUGCUGCGCAUACCACUGGCCAAUCCCCUGUUGACAUUGGUAACCGUGUUGCUGAUGAGACCGCAAAAGAAGCCUCUCGCAGCCAUCUUUUGAUUGUGCCUAAAAUGAUGAGCCAGACCGAAAGCUUUGAUAAGAAUAUCCUAAUCUUUGAUCCAAAAUCGACCGUUAUGAAGAUUGAACUUACCCUGCUACAUGGACUCGUCAUCGCCAGCAUUGGUGCUCAGGAAGGGACUGUUUACCCAUGUGAUCCUGAACAACCAGAGACUGUGUACCAUUUAUGCCUAAAAGAUGUAAUUGUGUGCCGAGAGACUGAUUCCUUCAAUGCAUGUUCAAGGAUGUGGUUGAAUGGGUCACCGGCAGUACAUUUUUCUCACGAUCCGCUUGCAGACAGCAUUCCUUUGCAGACCACAUCAACGUCAGGUGUGCAUGGAGGUCAACUUCCUCUCUUCAAAUUCAAACCUCGUCAUGAAACUAUCAACUGGAGGCGAAUUAGUGCCAUUGAUGUGGACAGAGUGGCUCAUGACCUGGACUUUGUCACUUUGCAGGAAAAUAUAAUGAAUAUCACCUUUUGCAACAUGGAUGCUGAAAAAUGUCCUUAUUGCCAAAACCCACUGGAUCCUACUCUAUUGAAAAUAUUCAGAUUGGCACAGCUCACCAUUGAAUAUCUUCUUCAUUCUCAAGAAUACCUUACAGCUAAUUUACAGAUGUAUGAAGAAAAAUUGCAAGCAUCAGAAUUUGGAAAAGAACAAAUUAAAAAGGAACUUUGCAAUUUAUCUGAUGAAAUGAAGUCUCAGAAACAGGAAUGCAAACGCAGGAAGCAGAUAAUUUCUUCUCAACAGAUGAUGAUUCAGUCUGGUGCUAAUAAUUAUUAUAAGUGCCCAUAUUGUGACAAAACAUUUAUGAACAGUUUCUUUUUGCAAAGUCACAUUCAGCGUCGGCACCCAAAUAAUACUGAUGUUGAAAUGCAGAAGAGGAAUCAUUCAGAUAAAAUCCAGGAUGAAAUAAAUCAACUGAAAAAGCAAUUACAACAUACUCAGUCCCAGCUAGAGGCUGAGAAGCAGUUAUAUUUUAAAACACAUUCUCAGGAACUUGAAAAAAGAACAAUGAAAGAAAAUGAAACAACAAAAAGCUUUGAAAGGUGGAAGGAGGAAGAAAAAAAGAAGCUGAACAGUGAGAUGGAGAAAAUGAAAGAAGUGCUUGCUGAAGAGUUUAAAGAAAUGACUGAAAAGAAUGCUGCAUUAGAAAGAGAACUUUUGCAAAUAAAGCAUACAAGCAUGCAGCUUAAAUCUAGUCUUGGAGCUUUGAAAAAUGAACAUGAACACAACAUUCAGGAGGAAAGCCGACGAUACCAACAGGAAGUGAAGGAUCUUAAAAAUAUUUUGGAAAAGCAGGAACAUAAGUGGACUUCAGAAAUAAAUAGUCUUUUUGAAAGACAUGACCAUGAGAAACAAAAGCUCCAGCUUGAAAUAGAGAGAUUGAUGUCAUCGAUCACAAAAAAUCACAAGGCAAAUUCUUGUUACUACAAGAAAAAGAUUAAGGAACUAAAUCGAAAACUGCGUGAUCAACAACUCAUAGCUCAUCAGAAGGAAGAGUUGAAAACAUGUUCUGUCAAAUCGCCAGAAAAGAAAUUGGAACCAUCAUAUAUGAAACAUCUACCAGAAGUAUCGACAUGCAAUGAAGACCUUAGAAAAGUUUUGAAGAAAAAUCCAAAUAUAGUGAAAGAAUUGCACAAAAUAGUGGAGCAAAGUUUGGCAGAAAAGUUAGAAAAUCUAGGGAUAAAACCUGUGAGUAUUUAA